CCGCGCUGGACAGACAGACAGGGUCUCUCUUUAAUCCCUCACCCUCUCCCCAGCCUCUCUGCCUAAACCACGCACGGACCGGGACUCUGACCCUGACUGCGACCCAGUUGGACUCAUCCAGUUGUCUUAAAGUCUUGUGCUCAAAUCGAGUGUUAAACUUGUUGGGACCGGUCUGAGCUGAGCCAGAUGUCCUCACAAUGGGGUGUUUUCUCCCAUGACUGAGCUUCGCGGGAAAGGAUCAACAAGUUGCCGACCACAACAGAGUCUGCAGCUCCAGAUGACCAACUCGUUCCGAACUUCUCACGCGCGCUCUCGCCCAGUGAAACGGGCUGCGUCACAGGCAGAACCAGAAGGGAACCGCCGAGGAGGGAGCGCUCGUCUCUGACCAAGAUGCCUGCCGAGCUCUACAGUGUCCGAGGGCCAGAGGAUGCCGCUCAGGGGACCACAGUGGGUGGCCGCAAGCCGCUGCACCGCUUCAUCAAGGGCCAGCCCAAGGUCAUGGGGAUCGUGGUGAUGAUCCUGGGCGCCACCUUCCUCAUGGUCUCCAUCGCCAUCGUCGACCACUAUUCUUUCAACCUCUGGUCUGUCAUCGCACCGUGGCUCAUUCAUGGAGUGCUGUUUGUGCUGAGCGGGAUCCUCUUUGUCUUGACGGAGCACAACCCCACCAAGAAGACGGUGACCAUCUCUCUGGCUCUGAGCAUCGUCUCUGUGCUGGGAGGCUUCUGGACCAUCAUCACCCUCCUGCCUGACGUCAUGCACAAGGCCAUGUUCAGACACUACGGCUGGUACGGCAACAGGACCACCACUGAAGAAAUGUGGGCGGCUCGCGCUGAGAAAAUGUCGAUCACGGUGGAAGCCAUCGUCCUCUUCUACAGUCUGGUGGGUGUCAUCAUUUUCAUCAUCAUGUCCACGCUGGCUGGGACUGCCCUUCGCUCCUCCAAGAGUCAGGCCAUCAUCGUGAUGUCCAGCGCACCGGGGGACCCCGCCGCGCAAGGCUGAAGAGCCAGGCCUCCGCCUCCUCCUCUGCUUAUAGUCAACUGCUCCCAGCUAGCCAGGGUGUCUGCAGACCAGACGGACGUCGCUUUGUUGCUUUUUUGUUCAGCCAAACCAAAUAAAAAUGAUGGCAAAGGUU
Synchiropus splendidus (mandarinfish) is the source of this 1132-nucleotide messenger RNA. RefSeq lists its product as uncharacterized. The transcript is spliced from 7 exons. Bases 391 to 999 code for a protein of 202 amino acids. The record is from RefSeq and is a predicted model, not a curated record. NCBI's taxonomy places the organism in Eukaryota, Metazoa, Chordata, Actinopteri, Syngnathiformes, Callionymidae.